This is a messenger RNA of Peromyscus maniculatus bairdii (prairie deer mouse), 3645 nucleotides long. It is a transcript of the gene Stk26, whose product is annotated as serine/threonine kinase 26. Gene Ontology annotation, biological process: negative regulation of cell migration; protein phosphorylation. NCBI's taxonomy places the organism in Eukaryota, Metazoa, Chordata, Mammalia, Rodentia, Cricetidae. Gene Ontology annotation, cellular component: cytoplasm; Golgi apparatus. Gene Ontology annotation, molecular function: protein serine/threonine kinase activity; ATP binding. The record is from RefSeq and is a predicted model, not a curated record.
CAUUUUGCCAAAAGCAGCGCUGUCAGGCCAACAGAACAGAAGACGUUGGGAACGAAGGGUGGUACAACAGAGAAGCUGCUAUGCCCAGUCGUAUUCCAAUUUUCUUGAUCCCGGGCUUCUGCUGCUCUCAGCAACCCCAGAGAUCCUCCAGCUUCUCUGACUCUGGCUACUUUAGCCAAACCCCUUUGCAGCCUGAAGCCUCAGCUCCCCCGACACCGCCCGGCAGUGGGGUGGAGGCAGGGCCAACUGCGGAACCGCCCCCAACCGCCUCCCAGCCUAGGCGAUCGGGCGGGUUGCUGGGGCGCCUCCACCUCCUCUUCCUAAAGCGGCGAGGCGCAGCCGAGCGGCAUCACUGGAGCCCAGGUCCCAGCCACCGCCUCACGUACAGCUCUACAUUCAGGAAGAGGAGCAGCUCCGCAGUUGGCUACGACCUCGGCGAGCGGGCGUCUGAGAGGCCCCGAUCGAGAAGCCUGGGAGAGCAGCCGAGCUACCCCUGUAGGAGGAGCCAGUCUGAGCCCAAGGCGCCACUACCGCAGAAGCAGCGCGAAGUAGCAGUCGCCUCCAUGGCCCACUCACCGGUGGCUGUCCAAGUGCCCGGGAUGCAGUGCUGCGAUAAAACGAGUGUGCUGCAACACCCAGCUGAGAGACCAUUGUCUUCAAAAUACAAGAAUACCGUAGCCGAUCCAGAAGAACUGUUCACAAAAUUAGAGCGCAUUGGAAAAGGCUCCUUUGGAGAAGUUUUCAAAGGAAUCGAUAACCGUACUCAGCAAGUGGUUGCAAUUAAAAUCAUUGACCUUGAGGAAGCCGAAGAUGAAAUCGAAGACAUUCAGCAAGAAAUAACUGUUUUGAGUCAGUGUGACAGCUCAUAUGUGACAAAAUACUAUGGAUCCUAUUUAAAGGGUUCAAAACUAUGGAUAAUAAUGGAAUACCUAGGUGGAGGUUCAGCUUUGGAUCUUCUCCGUGCUGGUCCAUUUGAUGAAUUCCAGAUUGCCACCAUGCUCAAGGAGAUUUUGAAAGGUCUGGACUAUCUACAUUCCGAAAAGAAAAUUCACCGAGACAUUAAAGCUGCCAAUGUCUUGCUUUCAGAACAAGGUGAUGUUAAACUUGCUGACUUUGGAGUUGCUGGCCAGCUGACAGACACCCAAAUUAAAAGAAACACCUUUGUGGGAACUCCAUUUUGGAUGGCUCCUGAAGUUAUUCAACAGUCAGCUUAUGACUCUAAAGCUGACAUUUGGUCUUUGGGAAUUACUGCCAUUGAGCUUGCCAAGGGAGAGCCUCCGAAUUCUGACAUGCAUCCAAUGAGAGUUCUAUUUCUUAUUCCAAAAAACAACCCCCCAACUCUUGUGGGAGACUUUACUAAGUCUUUCAAGGAGUUUAUUGAUGCUUGCCUGAAUAAAGAUCCAUCGUUUCGCCCUACAGCUAAAGAACUUUUGAAACAUAAGUUCAUUGUGAAAAAUUCAAAGAAGACUUCUUAUCUGACUGAACUGAUCGAUCGCUUUAAGAGAUGGAAGGCAGAAGGACACAGUGAUGAUGAAUCUGAUUCCGAGGGCUCUGACUCGGAAUCCACCAGCAGGGAAAGUAAUACUCACCCUGAAUGGAGUUUCACCACUGUGCGUAAGAAGCCUGAUCCAAAGAAACUACAGAAUGGGGAUGAGCAAGAUCUUGUGCAAACCUUGAGCUGUUUGUCUAUGAUAAUCACACCUGCAUUUGCUGAACUUAAACAGCAGGAUGAGAAUAAUGCAAGCCGAAACCAGGCAAUUGAAGAACUUGAGAAAAGUAUUGCUGUGGCUGAAGCUGCCUGUCCUGGCAUCACAGAUAAAAUGGUGAAGAAAUUAAUUGAAAAAUUUCAAAAGUGUUCUGCUGAUGAAUCCUCUUAAGAAAUUUGUUGUUGUUAUUGUUGGCUUCUGCGUCAUAUGGACCCAGAGAAAGCCACCAAAGCUAUGUCAACCUUAAUAAUGCUUAACCCAUGAGCUCCAGGUGCCUUUUGGAUUUUUGCGACAUUGAAGAUUUAGGAGAAGCUAUUCAACUAUUUUGUGAUGGUGGCUAUCAUUUUGUAUUUUAAAGAGAUUAUUUUGUAAGGAAUAAUUUUAAUACUAUAGUUUUGCCUGUAUUGUAGUAAAUGUUGAGAUACAGUUUUUUUUUUAAAUUUUAGUUACCAUUAUUUCUUAUGUUACUAGAAUGAAUAGUGUUUGAUUUUCAAUCUUUAGUUAACUGUACACUCAUGAAACAUACAGGUUUUUCAAAGUCAUCCUAAAUAUUGAACAUCUGUAAAUCAUCAAGCUUAAAAAAACAUUCUUUUUUUUCUUAUGUAAACAUUCUAAAAAUGACUGUAGGGAGGUAGAAAUAAGACAUACCUUCUUAAAACCAAUAUUUUUAAUAAGGUCUUGGAUAAAACACCUAGAAAAGUAUUGAUUUUUCUAGCGAGGUGUUCUGGAUUCCAAGCAGCUCCACAUUUAUCACAUUUGAGAACCUUGUGUUUGAAGCAUUUCCAGGCAACAUGUAGCAAAAGAAGUACCUCUUGGUGUUUUUAUCUUCUCUUUCACACGGAAGGAGCAAUGAACCCUUAUUUAACAUGGUUAGACAUUUAAAGUAAUCUCAUUUAGCCAAGAAUGAAGGUUUGGUUUAACUGGCAGAGUUUGUCUGGCUUCAAUCUUUAAAUCUUCAGCUCAAAUAACGUAGUACAUGUUUGGAUUUAGAAACCUUUUAACUACCUUGUUGUCUUGUGAGUAGAUACCUGAUUGAUAGGUAUGAACAUAACGACACCAGCAACUUUUGUCAUGGUAACGCAUUUUCGUAGAAACUAUUUAUACGUUUUUCUUUAUAAUUAUCCACACAUAAGCAUAGUGUGUUCAGUUUUGAAAGGGUAUUUAAGUGAACAUUGUCUAGCUCAUAUGAAAAUACCAUAGGGCACGAUCAUUUCUCUUCAUGCAAAGGUAAGAUAGACUGUACAGUUAAUUUUCAGUUCUAUUUAUGGUACUGUUAAGUGGAUAAUAUCCUUUUUUUUUAGCCCAAUAUAUAUAUUAUGCUUGCCUAAGUGCUGAUCUGGGGCUAUAGUUUCAUAGUUGUAGACAUGUUGGUACUGAUUAAUUUCAACAGUUAAGAUUUUAAUGUUUGUAUCUGUGCAUUUGAUUUUUGCACAAAUGAUUUUUAAAGUAUCUAGAAAACUGCCAAAUAUUACAAGAAAGCUGUUGUACAAGUGAACAAUACAGUUUUUAGUUGAAGUGGCCAUUACAUCCCUUCUUUGAAAAAAGAAAUACAGACACUUGAGAAGAUGUAAUGUCAUGUGCUAAGAACAUUCUUGUCACUGGUGCCUAUACUGGAACAGUUGCUUGCCUUUGACUGUAUUUUGAAGUAAUGAUUUGGUUAGAUUUUUUUCAUCUGCUCUGUAAUUGAAACUCAAUUACAUUUUGUUCUCCACAAUGCUCUACAAAUAAUUGUGUGACUUGAAUCAUGGAUUACAUUCGUAUUUUUGUAAAAAUAAAAUCAACAAGUUCAUCAAUUGAUUGUGUAAAACCUUACCCCAUAGCUGCAUCCCAAAUACAACUUGUAUUGCUUACUCAUUAUAGCUUUAGUCCUGUAGACUGUUUCUAGGUGAAGCAUACUUCAGUGUUUGGGGGAUUUAAAAAAAUAAAUAUUUAAAUUUUA